Penicillium malachiteum is the source of this 1257-nucleotide messenger RNA. Its product is annotated as putative extracellular protein. The record is from RefSeq and is a predicted model, not a curated record. The transcript has a single exon. Lineage: Eukaryota; Fungi; Ascomycota; Eurotiomycetes; Eurotiales; Aspergillaceae. Bases 1 to 1257 code for a protein of 418 amino acids.
AUGAAGGGCGUCGCGCUUUUCUGUACCUUGCUGGCCGGCACGGCCUCUGCACACAUGCAGAUGAUGAAGCCAUACCCUAUCCGUAGUCCUUUGAACAAAGAUUCUACGGGCCAGAAGGACUACUCAUACACGAACCCUCUUCAGCCGUCCGGAGCUGACUACCCUUGUAAGGGAUACGCCAAUGAUCCGUUUGAUUCCCAAGCAACCUACCAGCCUGGUCAGAGCUAUGAUAUGGAGCUCGACGGUAGCGCAACCCACGACGGUGGCUCCUGCCAGCUGGCCUUGACCUAUGACAAGGGCAAGACCUUCAAGGUAAUUGAGUCUAUGCUUGGAACGUGCCCAACACCCAAGAAGUACAACUUCCAAAUUCCCUCGGACGCCCCAUCAGGAGAGGCUCUCCUCGCCUGGACUUGGUUCAACAAGGUUGGAAACCGUGAAAUGUACAUGAACUGCGCCAUGGUUACCAUUGGCGGUAGCACGAAUGGCAACAACACCGAUGCCGGUACCGACCACAUUGAGAACAUGCCUGCUGAGCACGGCAAGUCUGAGGACAAGAAGGCUGCUCACCCUCCCCUUGAGAUGGCCACUCGUGAUGUUGGAAAGAAGACCGCUUUUAACAGCCUCCCUGAGUUGUUCGUCGCCAAUGUCGGCCAGGAGGGCAAGUGUGUGACCGUUGAGGGAGAGACUGUGGACUUCCCUGAGCCUGGCGACGAUGUCAUCGGCACUUCCGAUGGCAAGGGUUACAAGUGCUCUGGCAGCGCUCCUUUCUUGGGCAGUGGCAGCAGUGACUCGACUAAGAGCAACAGUACUUCCAAGUCUGACAAGACCAACAACAAGGAUACCAAGCCCAAGCAGGAUAGCAAGACCGACAAGAACGCCAAGAGCAACAAGGAUAACAAGGACAGCAAGUCCACAUCCACUGCCGAGAACAACAAGCAGAAGGACAACAAGACCUCAGACGACCAAAAGGAUACCAACAAGAAUGCCACUCGCAGCCUUCCCGAGGCUAUGUCCAAGGUCGCCCAGGCUUUCGGUACCUCCGGUGUCGCUGACACUCGUGUCCUCUCAACUGAUGCCACUACCAACAACCAGUUCUCCAACUACGUCAGCCGCUGGACCUGUGUCUCCGGUGAGAUUCUCUGCUCUCCUGAUGGCUACAGCUGGGCUAUGUGCUCCAACGGCGCUCCUAUCUACAUGGGCUCUGUUGCUGCCGGUAUGGUCUGCCGCUUAGGCGCCAUGGUUGCCGCCUCUUGGUAA